CUGAGCAGCAGGCUAAGGAGCUAUUCCUGAAAGAGGAAGGAAAAGAUGCGGUUCAAGAUGGGGAGCGUCCUGCUGUCUCUUCUUUUCUGGUACAAAGCUGUGCUGGCCCUGUCCCCUGGUGAGGAUGAGAGACUGGAGCUGUGGCACAGCAAGGCUUGCAAAUGCAAUUGCCAAGGAGGUCCUAAUUCGGUGUGGUCCAGCGGAACUAACAGCUUGGAAUGCAUGCCAGAGUGCCCCUACCACAAGCCCCUGGGCUUCGAGUCCGGUGCUGUCACCCCUGACCAGAUCAGCUGCUCCAACCCUGAGCAGUAUACGGGCUGGUACUCCUCAUGGACAGCCAACAAGGCCCGCCUCAAUGGUCAAGGCUUUGGGUGUGCCUGGCUCUCCAAGUACCAGGACAAUGGGCAGUGGCUGCAGAUCGACCUGAAGGAGGUGAAGGUGAUCUCGGGGAUCCUCACACAAGGCCGCUGUGAUGCUGACGAGUGGAUGACCAAGUACAGCGUGCAGUACCGCACUGAUGAGAACCUCAACUGGGUUUACUACAAGGACCAGACCGGGAACAACCGGGUUUUCUAUGGCAACUCGGACCGGUCAUCCUCUGUGCAGAACCUGCUGCGGCCGCCCAUUGUGGCCCGCUACAUCCGCCUCAUCCCACUGGGCUGGCACGUGCGCAUCGCCAUCCGCAUGGAGCUCCUCGAGUGCCUGGGCAAAUGUGGCUGAGUGCCCACUGGGUAGAGAUGUGCAGGUGUGUGCCUGUAUGGCCGUCCCAUCUCACUGCUGAUGUGUGCUGCGGCUACAAUCCUGCCGACCCUACAAACAGAAGGGCUUUCUUGAAUAAAAAAUUGCUUUACAAGACACCUGGUGAUACGGCUAAACCCUAAUCCGAAAGCUUGCUGUUUUUGAGGGGGCACACAGCAGCGAAGUUGGGUGGUUCAUUACUAUGCUUCGGUCCUGUGAGAUACAGUGCUUCUGAUCCUGGGUCCUAGACAAGGGACAUAGUCCUG
Molecule: messenger RNA, 1004 nt
Organism: Numida meleagris (helmeted guineafowl)
Lineage: Eukaryota; Metazoa; Chordata; Aves; Galliformes; Numididae
Gene: RS1
Product: retinoschisin 1
Exons: 6
Coding region: 46-720 (224 amino acids)
Source: RefSeq, a predicted model, not a curated record